Messenger RNA from Neocloeon triangulifer, 1272 nucleotides. RefSeq names its product translation initiation factor eIF-2B subunit beta (gene eIF2Bbeta). NCBI's taxonomy places the organism in Eukaryota, Metazoa, Arthropoda, Insecta, Ephemeroptera, Baetidae. The record is from RefSeq and is a predicted model, not a curated record. Gene Ontology annotation, cellular component: eukaryotic translation initiation factor 2B complex. The coding region runs from base 173 to 1225 and encodes 350 amino acids. The transcript has 3 exons. Gene Ontology annotation, biological process: translational initiation. Gene Ontology annotation, molecular function: guanyl-nucleotide exchange factor activity; translation initiation factor activity.
ACUGAAAAAAACAAAUGACGAGAGAAAGGCGCAUGUCGGCCAUCAUUGAAAUGAAAACGUAAACAAAAAGGAAAAAAAUACAAAAGCUCCCAUAGGCCUAGCUAUUUUCUACUCUUUUUUAACUCGAAAUACAUCAAUUUAUUAUCAUAUAUAAAAUCAGUAAAUUGUCAACAUGAGAGAACUGACGGAAGCUCGCAACAUGCUGGUCUUCAAUGUGAAGCACGGAAACAUUCAAGGCUCUCUUGAUGUGGCAAAGGCGACAGCCGAUUUCGUCAGCUUGAUAGCGUCCAGCAACGGCUGGACAGUUGCCUCCGAACUUCUGCGUCUUGUGAAUGAAGAGGGCAAUAAAUUAAUUGCUGCGUUACCUCUGCAUGUGACCGUGGCAAAUGUGCUGCUCCAGCUGUUGCACAUUAUCAGGGUAGAGUACCUGUCGGCGGUGAACAAAUCGACACAGGCCGUGCAGAGAUUUGUAGAGAGCUGCAUGAAUUAUGAGGAAAAAUUCUCAGCUAAGUGUGAGGGCUUGAAAGAGGCAAUUUUGGACCACAUUGGUGAAUACCAGACCGAUCUUGAGUUAGCUGUCGACAACAUAACGGAACAGGCCAUCCAUCAAAUUCAACCUGGUGAUGUCAUUAUGACCAUCGGGAGGUCUUCCAUUGUGGAGGCGUUUUUGCUAGCAAAGGCAAGAGAAAAGAACUCGGAUUUUGAGGUUGUCGUAGCUGAAGGAGCUCCCCAAUGUGAAGGCCAAAAAAUGGCAGAAUCUUUGGCUAAGAAAGGAGUGCCCACGACGCUAAUCCCAGAUACAAAUAUUUUUGCCUUCAUGCCCAGAGUUACGAAAGUCAUACUGGGCACCAAUCUUGUACUACGAAGUGGAGGUCUCCGAGCAUUGCCAGGCGCCCAAAUUGUUUGUCUUGUUGCACACGAUCACAAAGUUCCGGUCAUUGUGGUAGCCCCUACAUAUAAGUUCAGCCGUAUGCUGAGCGAAAAUCAUUUGGCGGAUAAUGAAACUUUCAACCUUCUUGCCAGCCCCGAAGGGGUUGUCAGUUUCAAAGAUGGCUUUGUUGCCUCAAAAGUUAAAGUGCUAAACCCUAUGUAUGAUUUUGUGCCUCCGAAUUAUGUUAGCCAAGUUGUGUCUAAUCUAGGCACAUACGGCGUUUCACAGAUGUUCACAGCCAUUAGCGAACUUUACGGAACAGGAGAAGAAAGUGCUGAAGACUUAAGGCUGUGAUGUAACUUUUGUAUCUGGCAAAAUAAAUUAUUACUCAAAAUAAUAUA